Messenger RNA from Schistosoma turkestanicum, 2816 nucleotides. Lineage: Eukaryota; Metazoa; Platyhelminthes; Trematoda; Strigeidida; Schistosomatidae. The record is from the annotation of a GenBank genome assembly.
UCCUGAUGUAAUAUUUUUUUCAACUGUUUGUGUUUGUUUGUUGGUUGAUUGUUUUUUUUUGUAGACUUAAAUGGUCAACUUACCCCCGAGACAUGAAGAAAAACUUGCCAUUGAAAGGUGUUUACGUUCUUUCAUAAUCAAGUCAAUACAUGCUAUCGUACAAGCUCGCAACGGGAUUGUUUGUAAUACUAAUUGUGUAUCUGAAGUUGGCGCCAGAAAUAAUAUGAUGGUAUAUGUAGAAGAAGAUCCAGAGAUUGGUGCAACUAUCAAACAAACAUUAGAUGCUAAUUUUCCUGUACAUGUACAAGAUUUAGUUAGUUUAGAAAUAUUAGCUCAUUGGCCUAAAGAACCACAAAUGUUAAUGGUUGUUGAAGUAUGGCAAUUUCGAUUGGAUAUUAUUGAACGACUUAGUACUACUACUACUACAACUACUACUACUACAACAACAACAACUACUACUACAUUACAGUCUACAAACAAUACUACUAAUUCAACAACGAUUGGUACUAACAGUAGUACACCACCACCAACAACAACAACAGCAACCACCACAACUACAACAACACCAACAAAUACUACUAAUAAUACUACUAAUAAUGUUAAUAAUUCACCUCCAGCAACUGGAAAUAAUUAUCCAGAUGGUGCUAAAUCCACUGAAUACGCUGUGGAUGAUUUUAGGCAUCUACGUUUAUUUGAAAAACUUGGAACUUUGUUAAAAUCAAUCAUGGUAGUUACUCGCUUAUUACCCGGUUAUCAACUUUCACGUCAUCAAGAUCCAAAUGAUUAUCAAAUGUGUUAUACACUUCGUCGUGGUCCAAGUGAUCUUACACGACUUGGUUCAACACCGAAAACUUAUCAAAUUGGUUGUAUAUUCUCUGGUUUAGCUAUACCAAAACAAUCAUUAAAACAAGAUGAACAAAUUAUACCUGCAAGUUAUCCAUCGUUAAUUUCUAAUUCUAUAUUAUUUGAUCAAAAUAUAACAGAGAAUGAAUAUAAUCUUGCUGAUUUAAUUAUUGCCAAUGGUUUAUUACCAGUGUAUUUAGGUACAACAGUACAUUAUCGUACAGAGAUUCAUUAUAAUUCUAAUCAUAAAUUAAUACCUAUUAAUGAAAUUAAUGAAAUACUUGAUACAAAUGAUCGUCAAAGUGUCAACUUCCAUGCAUUACAUCAUCAUCAUCAGCAGCAGCAGCAGCAACACCAGCAGCAUCAGAAAAAAUCACAAAAACAUGUUCGUGUCUCAGAGAUACCUAUUAUUAAACCGGUCAGUAAUACACAAACUAUCGUUGAUAUGACUCGUUAUGAACAGUCCAAUUUGCCAUGUCGAGUGAAACCAGCUUUUGCAGUUGAACAAUAUGAAUCGGAACCGGAUGAAUAUUUUGAUCCAGCCAGUCAAUUAUUAAGUAGAAAAUCAGCUCAACGUGUUGCUCGAAAAUUCAAACAUACAGGUAUAUUGGAAACACAACAAGAACACAUGAUUGACGACUCAUCAUCUCAUGACGAGGAUGAUGACGACGAUGAAGACGAUGAUGAUGUUGAUGAUGAUGAUAAUGAUGAUGAUGAUGCGAUUGAUCACCACUAUUCAGGUGUUCAUACGGAAGAAUACACUUCCAAACAUUCUCAUGACUCUUCACAGACAAUCAAUAAAGAACUAUUUCAUACCACCAAUCAAGUAGUAUUCGAUAUGAAUGAACAAGCCAAUGCACCAAUUAUUAAUCUACAUGAAUUUAUUAACAAUCUUCGUUCACAAUAUACUAGUUCACCGUUAAUUGACAAACAACAACAACAGCUGAUCAAUGAUCAUGAUGAAACUGACAAUCAUCCAAAUGAAGAUGAUGAUUGUGACGAUGAUGAUGACUUAGUGCAUAAACAAGUACCAUUGCAAUUACCAUUUAGUACAUUCGGUGUAAGUGGAGCACGUUUAACGCAUUUAUUUACGGAACUACGUGAAAAAGCUAAUCUUGACUUGUUUCAUGUACCACACAUGACUGCUACUACUUCUACUACUACUACAACAACCAACUCUCCUAGUUCUAUGAUGACUAUGAAUAAUAACACGACGACGACAACUACCAGUCCUACUACUAACAACAACACCAACACCAACACGAAUACAACUCAAUCAUCUUUAUUCGAUGCAGAUGCUUUGGUGGAUGAAUUAGAACGUCAUGAGAAAACAUUGAAAGAGUUUGAUGAUUUUUUAUCGGAUUUUCAAAAUAUUGAAUCAUUCGGUAUUGUUCGUCCUUCAACCGGACCGACAGGACCAUCGGAUUUGAUUGCCCAACAACAGCAGCAACACCACCAACAACAACAGAAUGUUAUUCUCCGUGCUGUUGUCGAUGGCGGUGAUCAUAGUCCCGCCGCCGCCGCCAAUACUACUGCCACUGCCACUGGCGCUACAACUCCUCUACCUGACUAUACAAACUUUGUAUCUUGUCAAUAGGAAUAUCAUGAUGAUGGUAGACCUUUUUCAUGUUUGUUUCGGUUUGGUUUACUGUUUUGUAACCAUCAGUUAAUAUGAUCAUGGAUAAUUUACAUGAGUCGUUCUCGUGUUUUCUGUAUUUUUCUUUUUCGGUUGUUGCUGAUUUGUAAAUUUGUUUUUUUUUUUUUACAUUUUGAUUUGUAUUGCUGGGUGUGUGUGUGUGUGUGUGUCUGUUGCAUUUCUUAACAACAACAACAUCAUCAUUUUUCCUGAUCUGCUGUUUUACCCCUCUGGGUUUUUUUUAUCUCUUUAAUUUCUAUUGUUUUUUUUUAAAAAGUCGGAUUAUUAUCAUGUAAAUUAUACUACUAACUAAUCAGUCAUUAUAUAUAUAAAUAGA